AUGCACUGCCUCCUCGCCAUUCUUUUGUUGACCGGAAAUGAAGCGAUACGCAACGAUCGUCUAGCUAUCAUGAAUCUCGGUCGAACUAACGAGAAUUAUCAAAUUUAUGAUCCUAGAGGAAAACAACAGUUCCGAGGCGUCGAAAGCGGCAGUGACGUGAUGAUGGCCACGAGCCACACUGUCGGUCCCGGCACAUACUUGACAGUUUAUUGUUCGCCCUCACAAAGCUUUGAAGAGUUAAAGGAUUAUGCUACCGAGGGCGCCGAACCGCUGCAGAAUCUGUCCGGGCUCGGCUUUCACCAGGACAUUGCAGAAGAAGUCGAUUGCCUCAAUACUAUCCAACAAAGAUUCAAAUUAGCAUGGAAUAGAAUAGGAAUUCACAUUAAUGAGCUCCUUAAUACCAAGAGAUGCAGUAAAAGUGCAAUUUACAGUCUAGGCUUACGCAAUGAAUUUUACAUUAUGAGUGUGAUAGGCGAAACACUCACGCUCCACAAUAAAAAUCAGAUGGCAGUGAUAACUGAUAAUCGUUAUGAUAUGUCCGAUGUAGUUCUGAACGGCAAACUAGCUUGCCGACUGAAAUAUCCGAGUUAUGAUAGAGGGCUGGCGUGGCAUCAAGGCUAUUUGAAUAUAUUUCAAAAACAAUAUCCGAAGAAUGUAUGGUAUCCAAUGAAACGAACCAUGCAGGGCUUAGCAGAUUACGCGUACAUCAUUGACUUUAUAGGCAAUCUUUAUGUUGAGAUUGACUUGAUCAGGGACAAAAUAUUGGGCGGUGGACUCGUGCCUGGUCCUCCAUCAAUGAGUUAUCGAAGUUUUGGCAGUAGUAAGUACCCCACUUUACAACAAACUAUUCAAGAGCUGCUACAAAAACUUGGCGAUAAAAACUUGCGCCUUGUCGAGUCUGAUGUAGAAGGAUCUAUUGGUCCAUUUGUGGGUGGGGAAAAGAGGUGA
This is a messenger RNA of Blumeria graminis f. sp. triticale, 948 nucleotides long. NCBI's taxonomy places the organism in Eukaryota, Fungi, Ascomycota, Leotiomycetes, Helotiales, Erysiphaceae. The record is from the annotation of a GenBank genome assembly.